Dentiscutata heterogama is the source of this 290-nucleotide messenger RNA. The record is from the annotation of a GenBank genome assembly. NCBI's taxonomy places the organism in Eukaryota, Fungi, Glomeromycota, Glomeromycetes, Diversisporales, Gigasporaceae.
AGCUUGACCAAAAUAAUGAAUCCAAUAUUACUAGUGAGAUUCAGUAUUUGAUCGAGCAAUUGCCUCUUGACCAACCCAUGAGUGCAAAUGAGUAUGUAAUUGCUGAUAAUAACCUGAUUACUACUGAAAUGCCUAAUGAUAAGGAGAUAAUCGAAGCUGUAAAGAAUCAAGAAUGUAUUAAACUAGAAGAAGAUGAAGUUACAAGUAAACCAAUAUCCUUCAUACAAGCUUUAGAGUUUAUUAAUAGGAUCUUAUUGUUUCUUGAGCAGCAACCAGAUGGAGCCUUUCAA